This is a messenger RNA of Dovyalis caffra, 936 nucleotides long. NCBI's taxonomy places the organism in Eukaryota, Viridiplantae, Streptophyta, Magnoliopsida, Malpighiales, Salicaceae. The record is from the annotation of a GenBank genome assembly.
AUGAUUGCCGGACCCUCUCCUCGUUCCGCCCGCUGGCCUAUUGGGAUAGCAGCCUUCGGGCUUUGCCUGCCCCUUCAAAUUAGAAUAAAGAAUUCCGGCUCGGCCCGGGAAAGCGCUGGCAACAACAGAAAGGAAGGGGUCCAUGUAGCUGCUGCGCCCGCCCCCUUCUUAGUCAAUGGGGCAGCAGAGCCGAUACCUUUACCUUUAUUGGAUCUUUGCACCGAUGCUGAUCUACUCUACUAUUCGAUUUAUUCACGCACGUCAAGCGUGAAGCGACCUGAAGAUAAGGACUACAAGCGGAUCGUCGAUUGGGGAGAUUCUUUAUUGCUGGAACAUGCGUCCAUAUCACUGAUAAAGGAACUACGGAUGUCAUUCUCUACAUGUAAUAUAACUGGAAAGACCAGAUCAACCGGCCGGCAGGCUCAAUCGCACUCAUCUAUUGCUGCGGAUUCGAGAACAGGCAUAGAGGCCUUCGAAGAGAGAUCUUAUAAAGUCAAAAUUGGCUCACACCUAAACGAAACGAAAAGAAGGUCGGAUUCAGCCUUGAUCUUCCUGCCCCUUACUAUAAAGAAAAGGGGGAAUAUCGCCCGGAAAGGAUCCAUCCUCCUCAUUCCUCCUCUUUACGCUACUAUAGCUCGCGGAGGCAUUCCUCUAACUGAAAUCUCCUUCUCUCAUCCGUCUCAGUCUUUACCCACAGGAGAAAGAGGGUCACUUCUAUGGCCAAAGAUCACAUGCCAUAAGCUUCACUACGAUAGGACUUUCCCCUUAGAUGCAUGUCCGCCUAACUUCACCCCAGUUGAAGACCCCACCUUUUCCUCAUUCUCCCACGGGGCUUUUUCCGAUUUGAUAUUGGGAUUUCCCCUGGGAUUCGACCUCACUGCGCCUAGUCAGAAGGGCAUUCGCGGGCAGCUUUCGAGAAGGAAUAAGCGGUCUUAG